This is a messenger RNA of Epinephelus lanceolatus (giant grouper), 2412 nucleotides long. RefSeq names its product cytokine receptor common subunit gamma-like. Gene Ontology annotation, biological process: cytokine-mediated signaling pathway. Gene Ontology annotation, cellular component: external side of plasma membrane. Lineage: Eukaryota; Metazoa; Chordata; Actinopteri; Perciformes; Serranidae. The record is from RefSeq and is a predicted model, not a curated record. Gene Ontology annotation, molecular function: protein binding; cytokine receptor activity.
ACUCAGAUGUAGAAGUAGACGUGCACUGAGAGCAUCCUGUUUCUGUGCGUAACGAUGCUGACGAGACUGCUUCUGCUUUUUUGUCUGACAGGGCAUGUGUUUGCCAAAGAACCGCCUGAUGUGGACUGUUUGGUGGUGCACCUGAAAUAUGUUCACUGUAACUGGAAUAAGCAUGGGACUCCAGAGGUCAAUUACACCUUCACCGGCUGGUUUCACGGUGACAAAGUAAUCACUGAGUGCCCCACCUAUCUGUCAGAGAACAACACAAACACUGGAUGUAACCAGCCCUAUGAUGACCCAGUCAAGAGGUUCAACACGUUUUACACCAGACUGGAACACGGCGGAAAAAAAAUUCAGAGGGAGCAUUUUCUUAAAUCCAAAGUCAAGUUAAAUCCACCAACCAACGUGACUGUCAAGAAUGGAUCUGACUCUAACCUGUGGCUCAGCUGGAUCCAGAUUUUUCCUAACUGUGUGGAGAGUGAAGUUCGCUACAGGAUCAACAACAGAAAUUGGGGGACACCUUCUCCCGCCAGCACUGGGACGCAGAGUUACUGCAUCAACUUGCCCAUCCGCAAUUACCGGUAUGAGCUUCAAGUACGGAGCAGAGUGUGGUCCGGCUGUGGGCAGUCUGAUUUCUGGAGUGAAUGGAGUGAGCCUGUGGUCUGGGGAUCUAACAACGGCACAGUAACGAAUCAAAUGAACAAUUCAAUGUCUGUGUGGAGCGCAGUGCUGGGUGUGGUGGGUGCUUUCAUCCUCAUCCUGCUGGUUAUGAUGCUGCUGCACCAUGAAAGAAUCAGAAUCAUCUUCAUCCCUGUGGUUCCCAAGCCACCACUGAAGCUUCACAACACUGAGGAUUGGUUUGAGUUCCCCAAAGGCCUGAAAGAGAGUUUUAACUACAACGAGCAUCCCUGUUCUGUCCGUGAGUACUGCCAUGUCCCCCAGUCUGACAGCGAGAGCUCCGACUGCUCCUCCUGCUCCGCCAACACCGACCAAACCGACUGCUCCGUCACUAUCCCUGUGAACUAAUCAGACCUGUCCACCCCCUGCUCCUCCUCUACCUCCACAGUUCCAGUCAAGACUGAGGAGGAGAGACAAGGUUUUGUUUAGGAGGCAAGCUUAUUAUACCAAAAAUAAUAACUCUGAACCACAUCAUCUAUAUAUCACUUUUUAAUGGUGAAAUGCAGUUCAAAGUUACUUUUGAAAACAUGCUUUAAGGUAUAAAUAGAUAUAUGGAAUCAUCAACCACUUGGAGGCAACAACAUUUACUAUUCCGCAGAGUUUUCACUUUGUGGUUUUUUUAGUUCACUACACUGGAACAAAUCAAAGUUCCCCUUACAUAUCAGCAAAGGCACAUUUAAAUUUCCACUUCCUCUGAUCCCUCACAAUCCCUGAUGUCAGUUUAACAGUAAAAUCCUUAAAAAGUCAACACCCAUCAGUUUGUCCUCAAACGUAAAGGUUAAUGUGAGAGAGAGACAAAUAUUUCAUACUUUAUCAUUACUGUUAUCAAUCCAAAUCCUAGUUUAUCUAUGUUGAUAACAGGGAUGUAGCAUCAGCAGGACUUAAUUCCUUAGUUACAGUACGAUAUGAAUGUAAAACCAUUGUAUUCUUUAUUUUUUCUCUUUAUCUCCAACUGUGAAGUUUUAUUCUUCUGCCUAAAUCCAGCUUAGCAAUAUUGUUCUUAUGUAUAUCGAUGUAUGUGUACAUUUUUCAUAGAUUUAAAAGGUAUACAAUGCAGGAAUUAUGGGAAAGCUAGCCCCAGACUAGUGUUUCGCUAUACUUGCAUUUUAUAUUGUUGUUGUUUUUGGCACUGUAUCCGUGAUUUUUGUAGUUUCCUUCUCGAAGCUGCUCACAGUCUUUGACCUGGAUGCUACCUUUCUAUUUAGUCCCGACCUUACCUCCACACUCUGCCUAGGAACAUCCUGAACAAAACAAAAUGAGAAGGAAAAUAAGAAAAUACAGUCAGAGAGCGAAGUCUCUGCAGAUAAGUACACCGCCUCACACUCUAAUGGGUCAUAAGUGAUGAUUUAGGGGGAUAUGAGUCUAUGCACUGUUUUUUAAGAACACCCUGCAUGGUAUACCUACAACCUUUUGUACGAUAUUUUGCAAUGAAACACAUAUAUCACAAAAUAUACUAGUUUAUACAGUAUACUGCACUAGGAGUGCUUCACAGCUUCACAGACUCUGGCAAUUACACAUUUCAAAUAUUUUCGAUCUCAUACCAUGUGACCUUGACUCUCUUCUGUUUGACUAUUACAGUAAAACAUUUUAAUGGUUGAUUGGCAGUUCAUUCAAACUUGUAACUGAAAAUGGCUUGUUUAAGAUGCAUGCUUGUGUGUUCUGUAAAUUGAGAUUGAGUGUUGGUUUCACACUGAUAAAAUCUAAUAUCCCAGUUGUUUGGGCAAAAUACAAUAU